Messenger RNA from Bacidia gigantensis, 696 nucleotides. RefSeq lists its product as uncharacterized. The transcript has a single exon. The record is from RefSeq and is a predicted model, not a curated record. Lineage: Eukaryota; Fungi; Ascomycota; Lecanoromycetes; Lecanorales; Ramalinaceae. The coding region runs from base 1 to 696 and encodes 231 amino acids.
AUGCGCGCGAUCUGGCACCCCGACAUGCAGAAGAAAGGCGAAGCAAAAUGCUUCUCCCCGCACAUCACCUACCUCGCAGGAUACAUCGGCUUCGGGCUCGACGCGUUCACAGAUCUAGCCUGCUCCGCCAUCCCCAUCUUCAUCAUCAAACCGCUGCAUAUGCGACCGAGGACGAAAUGGCCGCUCUGCGUGCUCAUGGGCCUCGGCUGCCUGACCGCUGCGUAUGCGAUAGCGAAAGCUGUCACGUUGGAGGGAGUUUUCGAUCAGGACUACACGUUCGGGCUUACCAAACCUGCCGUGUGCACCAUCCUGGAGCACCUGUUUGGCAUGAUCCUCGCGAGUCUGCCGGCGCUGAGGACAAUGUUUGGCAACCUCUUUGGGAAAGAGUCCGCUCGGGGGAAUAGCGACAGGCGCUCGGGAGGGAGGGACACGCCGCCCUGGUGGACGAGACAGUCGAGCGGGUGGUCGACGCCGAAGUUUACGGCGAGGACUUCGUGGGUGCCGCCGAAGAGCUGGCGGUUGGGACGGAAGGAGAAGGAAAGUUUUUCGGGUACCGACAGUGAGGGGAGCGCGACUGUGGUUGAGAGUCCGCAGGUGAGGUCGGUGCCGCAGAAGCAUAGGAAGGGAGAGGAAUGUGUGGAGUGUGGAGGGACGGGGGUAAUGCCGCCGAAGAGCAUAAAGAAGACGGUGAGCUAG